AUGAAGCUGACUUUUGCCAUCGCUGUUUUGACCGUAACAGCAAAUGCUGCCGAGCACGUCGUCAACCAGACGACUUGCGGCGGUAAAACCUACAAGUACACCGGUCUCGCUGGGUACGGUUUCGUUCCCUCGAAUGCCACCGACAAAUAUGGCGACACGAUUGGAGGAAUAGGCAGCUCAAUCGCCUUUGACCAAUCCGCCUGGCGCAAGACCAGUCAGUAUAGUUACUCGGGAACUGUCUACGCGACCCCGGAUCGAGGCUGGAAUACAAACGGCACUCUCAAUUUCCAGUCCCGCAUCCACAAGUUCGCCAUAAACUUGAAGCUAGCACCGAACGCAACACCCAAGAACCCCUCCAACCCAAAUGUGAACCUUAAAUACCUCGACACAAUCCUGCUCACCGGCCCAGACGGCCACCCACUAACAGCCCUGGACGCCGACGUCUCCGGCCACGCCUCCUAUCCCGGGCCGGGCGGCAAGCGGGUCUCUGUGGACUCCGAAGGCCUGGCGCUAGACACGCGCGAUGGCGGCUUCUGGGUUUCCGAUGAGUACGGGCCGUAUAUUUACAAGUUUAAUGCCGAGGGCCGCAUGGUGCAUGCCAUCCAGCCGCCGGAGGCAUACCUGCCGCGGCGUAACGGGACACUGAGCUUUAACUCCAACUCGCCGCCGCUGUAUAACCCGCAAGCUAAGCCGGUUCCAAUCUACACUGAGUCUGGGCGGAAUAAUAACCAGGGUUUUGAGGGUGUGACUGUCUCGGCGGAUGGGAAGAUGCUGUAUGUGCUUGUGCAGAGCUCGUUGAAUCAGGAGGGUGGACCGGAGAAAGUUUCUCGGUCGCCGGUGAGGUUGCUUGCUUAUGAUAUCUCGGUUGCGGAAAAGCCGGUGUUGGUUCAUGAGUAUGUUGUCAUGUUGCCCAAGUAUUGGGAUUACACGGAGAAAGAUGCGAAGAAGGCGCAUGGGGUUGCUAGUCAGUCGGAGAUUCACCAGUUACCCUCUGGGGAUUUUUUGGUUCUUGCUCGUGACUCUGGGUUUGGUCGUGGACAGAAGAACACGAGGUCUGUGUAUCGGCAUGCAGAUGUCUUCUCUUUGAAGGGUAAAAUUCCCGCUACUGAUUUGAAGGGGAAGAAAAAUUACGAUGACGCUCAUGGAGCUAUUGCUUCCUCUGAGGGCGUAUUGUUCCCCGGUAUCGUUCCAGCGGAGUACUGUUCGUUCGUGGAUUACAAUGUCAACUCAGAGCUGGGUAAGUUCCGCCUUCACAAUGGUGGUCCAUCGGAUGAGUUCCUUUUGAACGAGAAGUGGGAGAGUCUUGCUGUUGUUCCUGCGAAUCCUUCUUCUGGCGGCGCUCAUCGAGGAGCUGACGGGGAGUACUUCUUGUUCAGUUUCAGUGAUAACGACUUCAUGACCCAGGAUGGGCACCUGGAUUUUGGCAAAUUGGACUACAAGGAUGCGUCUGGCUACAACCUUGACACUCAGGUGUUGGUAUUCAAGUUGAAAUUCUGA
Penicillium soppii is the source of this 1497-nucleotide messenger RNA. RefSeq names its product esterase-like/phytase family protein. Lineage: Eukaryota; Fungi; Ascomycota; Eurotiomycetes; Eurotiales; Aspergillaceae. The record is from RefSeq and is a predicted model, not a curated record. The transcript has 4 exons. Bases 1 to 1497 code for a protein of 498 amino acids.